This is a messenger RNA of Eriocheir sinensis (Chinese mitten crab), 7293 nucleotides long. Its product is annotated as UPF0692 protein C19orf54-like. Lineage: Eukaryota; Metazoa; Arthropoda; Malacostraca; Decapoda; Varunidae. The record is from RefSeq and is a predicted model, not a curated record. The transcript has 5 exons. Bases 1471 to 7074 code for a protein of 1867 amino acids.
UUCGAACCCGCGUCAGCUGAUGGAGGUAAACAACGUGGACAGGCCAGCAGAAAAUUAUUGAAGGGCUAAGUGAGGAAAGACGGGUUAAAAAGGUGAUGGCGGAGGACAGAGCAACAUCUACAUAGUAAAAGGAAAUAGCCAGAUGGAAGAGGAGAGAAAAUCUUGAAAAUGACCGGAACAUAAAUGGUAGUUAGAGAAAUCAAGGAAUGUAUCGCCAACAAUGGAAAAAUGGUAAACAGGAACAGCAUAAAAAAUAACGUUGAAAUGGUUUACAAGAGGAAACAAAAGCCUGAAAGAGUAAACUGGUAUCGGGGAGACUGGGGAAGUAAGCUGUUAUUCAAAGCAAGGACAGGAACACUGGAAGUAAAGGGAAGAAGCAGAGAAGAUCAGGACCAAAAUUGCAGCUAUUGUCUAGGGAAGGAAACCAUAUAGAGCACCUGAUAGUGGCAUGUAACAGGUAUGAAGAGGAGACGCAAAGGUUGAUAGCAUCCGUGGUUGAGAUUAAUGGGGCAGAGGAUUGGAAUAACAAAUUGGAGGAGGAAGACGGGAGAAUAAGUAUGUACUGUGUUAGGACUGUAUGGCUGUAAGGAGGAAGCAGUGAAGUUACUAUAGUACCGUUCAAAAAAAUGUCUGGCACAGUGUUAGGAAAAAGAACUCAGAAAUAAAAGAGAAAUAAAAAGUAAGUAUAACAGUGGAAGACAUACAAAAGGGCAGAAGAGAGAAAUGCAUAAGGAAAAGUCCAAAGUAAGCUAAAGUGAAGAAAACAAAGGAAAAUAAAAUAGAAAAGCAAAGUCAGUGGAAGCAAUUAAAGUGUACAGAAAAACAGCUCAGUGCAGGGUGGAGUGCAUAAGUGUGCGCAGUGAAGUAACUAAGAGUGCAUAGUGAAGUAUAUAAGUACAAAGAAGUAUAUACCAAGGAGGACCUAACAAGCGAUCGAUCGAUACAAAGCGGAACAGCUCAAAAGAAGGCAGCGGGCCGUGGCAACUUUGGAUGGAGUAAUAACACAACGACUGCUGCUAUGUGUCACUCUCUCAAAAACUGACUUUUGGAUGAUUACAGAAACAUGUCAGUGAACACACUGGGUAAAGAAAGACACAUUCUACAUAUAUAAUUGUGCGAAUGUGAUGAGACUGUCGGAUGGCAUGAGUUAGUGCAGCAAGCAAGUGCUAUAUUCAGAGUUAUUUUUGUUCCGUGCUGCGGAGCCUGACUUGAAGGCGGAGCUUCGAGGCCCAGCACGCCAGGACGCCACAACGCUGCCAGUGCCAGUGCCAGUCCGUGGUGGAAAUAACUCCGUGUGGAAGUGCCCUCCGCGUCCCCCGCACAGUGCUCCUCGGAAAGAUUAGCGACACGUGACAGAUAACACAAUCGUUUGAGUUGCGCCACAGCCUUCAAGUCUUUAGAGUGCCGUGAGCGUGCUAGUCAGCCGCCUCCAGAUGCAGCAUAGGUAAUGACUUCAGGGCUGAUGGUAGAAUGACACUGGCUGUUGGAGGCGUGCCCUCUGCCCAGCCAUCUGCCGCCCCCAGCACCCCCUCGGCGCGCCCCCCAACCCCGCCUCUCCGGCACCAUCCUCGUAGACACGUUUUGAUCCCCAAGGUUCCUCCACUCCCCCACACUUAUUUUUCCAUGGAUGCAGACCCUACCUCCUUGUCCUCUCACUUGUCCGCCUCUCCCGAAGUCUUUUCGAGCUCCUCACCUUCCCCCCCUCCUCCCCCACCCUCAUAUCUCAUCUCAGAAUUCCCUCCUGCUGACCUUCCUCCUCCUCCCCCUCUGGCACUGUGGCAGGACAUGGCCUCUCGCCGCUACAUGUGUUGCUAUGACCCUCCGUCCCCAGAGAUUAAAUCAGAGUAUGACCCGCAGCUCCCUCCUGGUUUCUUUUCUGCACCUGACGUCUUCCCGUCGUCUCCUCCACCUCCACCUGUUCCCCCUCCCCCUAGGCCUUCCCCUCCCCCUCCCCCAACACCACCUGUCCGACGGCCAUCUGGGGACACGUCUCAUGCGCAUAAUGCCGCCACCUUUGUUACUGCAAUGGAUCAGCCUGAGUCAGUGAUGGAGUCUGAAAGCUAUGGGGAAGAAGCCUUCGAAACUUCUUCUACAACUAGUUUGAUGUCAUCAUCAACACUGACAGCAACGUAUUAUCAGACACCAGAAUCGGCCACAUCUCCGCUGCCUCCGCACGCCCUUCGCGUGUCGCCGAUCUCUACCGACGCUGUUACUACAUCCUCUCGAAUAGACAAUGAUAGCCUGACACCUUCUAGUGAUAUCUCAUCGAUUCCAAGUGCUUUCAGCAUCAAUCAGGAAUACUUUAUGGAAACAAGUACUUCAAACUUUGCUCCACAAGCGUCGGUAAUUACUGAUGCCAAGUAUGAUGUUGAGUCGCCUAGUUUGUCAGUUUUUUCCCUUGUCACGGAUUCGAAGCUUGAGCAGUGCGAGUCUUCAACGCGAGCAGUAGAAAUAUAUACACGAAAGGAAUCAUUCAAGAAUGAAAGCGAAAGUGGCAGUUCAGUACCAAGUAUUAUUUCUUGCACUACCAAUGACACUGCUGGACCAGCUGUGAUGUCGUCGCCACUCUCCACAGAUGUUCCAUCAUUACCCUCACUUCCAUCAGAUCCGGAUUCAGCAUCUUCUGGCUUUGGGUCACUCACAACAGACACAUGGUCACUUUCAACAGAAGUUGAUUCCCAGACUGGAGACGAAUCUUCAGUAAGAACAAAAAUCUCCGGCUCUUCGCCUUCAGAAGCCGUUUACGCUACAGCCGAAAGUGGGAUGACAUCUCCGGCCUUCACGGGCUCCUGCACCAUCACGCCCAUGCCAACAGACUACCUCUCACCUCACUCCCGCAGUCCUACCCUGACACCCUCGGCUUCACCUAUUCCUUCUUCUCCCCUACCUUACUUCGAGGCUGUUCAGCUCCCACAUAAAACCCAAUGCCCCUCAGGUCCAGAGGACAUCACGAACAAAGAGGCUGCUUCACCAGAAGCCUUGCAGCUAAACGUGAAAGGAGUGUCGUCAGUUUCACGAGAACCCUUGCAAACAGUCGAUGGAGGAGUGACAGCAGCAUCACCUGAACACUUGCAAACAGCUGAUGAAAUAACUUCAGCCCCACUGGAACCCAUGCAAUUAGCUGAUGAAGGAGUAACAUCUGCAUCACCAGAAACAUUGCAGGCAGCUGUUGAAGGAAUUACAUCAGUACCACCAGAACAGUUUCAAGCAGCAGAUGGAGUAACAUCAACACCACCACCUAAUUUUCUAACAAAACAGCCAGACCCUUUUGCUCACAGCUCCAGCUAUAGGUUCAAUCAACUUGCUCAGGGGCAUAGCUCCCCCACCCCAAACACAGACAUCUCUCAGUCUUCCAUAUCACAAGUUAAUGAACAACGCACAAGCCAAAGCAAACCACCAAGUGGGUUUGUUUCACCUCACAGACACACAGAGACAGCUUCGCUGACACCCUCGCAGCUGAACAAUGGAUCUGUGUUGUCAGCCUCACAGGAACCCUUGCAAACAGCCAAUGGAGGAGUCACAUCAGCACCAUCAGAACAGCAAACAAUUGAUGAAGUAACAGAGGAAAGUUCCAGUAGUAUUGAGCUUAUAGACAGGGUGCCAUCAAGUCCAGUUAUCAGCUAUUUGUCUGAAAGAGUUAAUGAUGAAAUAAAGAUAAGUUCUGGAAUGCCUCCCAUCCCAGUCUCAGUAAGCAAUGGAAGAUUCUGUGAACAAAUAACUGAGCCACAGAGUAAUGUUGUGAUAGGAAAGGAAGAAGAACAGAAUGCAGGAAUCACUAAUGAAAGUGAAAAGAGAGAAUCAAUAUAUGAAAAUGAAGGUACAGGCUAUGUAGAGGAGGGAGCUAAUUUUGUGGAGGAAUGCAGAGAAAAUGUUUACAGCCAAGUGGUGAGAGAUGUGAAUGGAAAUAUUAGUUACUUAGGGUUGAGGGAUGGGGGUGAAGUACGACUAGAGAAUGGGGAAGAAGCAAGAGAGAGCAGAUCAGAAGUACAGAAUGAGACAGACACACAAACCAUGAAGUCUCUACCUGUUGACACCAUCCAUCCCACUGAGGGGACACUUGAGAGACAGAUUGAAAGCCAUGGGAACAUUUCUCCAGAAGACUUGACACCCCUGCUUUCCCCAGUAUCAUCCCUGACUUGUUCUCAUAUCAGUGGCAGUGUAGUUUCAUCCCUUCUUGACACGAGACAACGUGAGACUUCACACAAUCUCAUCUCUCUCCAUCCCGAGCAAUUUCCCCCUAGCUGUAAUGAGAGGGGCAACCUAUUCCUAUGCAAUGAGACAUUAUCACCUUUAUCACAGUGCAGCCUGGUGUCCCCAAAACCAAGGCCUCAAAGGGCAGCUCAAGUGUCCAGCACAUCUAAAGAUGCUAUAGAUGUGCUUGAUGCUGUUGUUGUUACUUUAAAAAAUCUCUCAGCUGGUCUUCCAAUGUCCCAAGCCCUGAUAGCUCCAGAAGUUUUGUCUUCAGAAUCAGAACCAGUCACAGAGCUGAGAGAGGCUGAUCAACCUCUAACCCAAGAGGCUGAGGCAUGUGGAAAACUUCCCAAUGGAGAGCACCAGUCCCAGGAUAGAGACACUGAGGAACUGAAUGUGGCAGCCUGCAAACCUCCACUGUGUCCUACAUCACAUGACUUGCUUCCACAUCCUACACCCUUAUCACCAACCCUACUGUCACAUUCCUCUAUCUCUACAUCCUCACUGCUGAAUGUGGGUGUGAGUGCAUCUCAUGGUGAGCAAUCCCAGUGUGUAUCUUCCCAGAGUCCCUCACCAACUACUAACAUCAUACAUCCUGCCAGCAGUGUAGCUCCCUCAUCCUGGAACAUGUCUCACACAGACCCUGAAUACCUCCAUUCAUCACACAGCCUUAAUGACCAUGUUAACACAUCAGCACUUAUGAAAGGCGCCAUAGAAGUUUCCUCUGAAGAGGGAGCACAUUUUCAUUCCUGCCUGACAGACUUUCAGGACAGUUUGCCAAUGGUGUGCAAGAUGCCUUCUCCUUCAUUGUAUUCUUCUCCUCAAACCGGCAGCCUCCUGGAUGGUCAGCCUUCAUCCUCGCCAGCACCCUGCUCCAGGACCCCUCCCCCUCCCCCCCCUCGCUCCUGCCACAACACUCCCAGGACAUCCUUGGCACCCCCGUUACCCCCGCCACGGCAAUAUAUGCUCGUGCCCAUUAACCAGCCUCUUGGAGCGUUGCAGCGAGCUAGCCCUCCACUUGCACCACCCAGAUCCACAUCUGUCCAUAGGGCCUCACCUCCACCCCCUCCCCGUCCCUCUGCCCCUCACCUACCACUUCCAGUAGAGGAGUGGAGCGAGGGACCUCCAUUGCCUCCACCCCCCGUGUUGUCCUCCCACACCACACCACCACAACAUGCACUCACUCCAGUGCCAGAGGAGUCCUCAACUCCACAGUCACCUGUACACUCCAGAAGUCCCCAGCUAAGUUCCCCUGUAAGUGAUGGAACUCCUCCAACAGUGAUCCCACUAUCAGAUCCACUGCCUUCCUAUACGCUGCCACCAAAGCACUCACCUUCCCCCUCCUGUAGCAGUGAUGAACCUCCUGCCCUCCCACCUCCUCCAGAGGAUGAGCAAGAUGAGGAAGAACUACCACCCCCACCUCCUCCCCCUCCUCCUAUAGAGUCUGAAGAUGAGGUUGCUCCUCCACUCCCUCUUCCUCCUCCUCCUCCAGAUGUACUGCUUAGUCCUCCCUCUCCCCUUUCUCCUUUACAAGGCAAGGUUGAGCCAUCCACUCCUCUCAGUCUCACUCAAACGCCUGCCCUUCCUGAUUUGUGCAUGGCUAACUCACAUAAUGACCAAAGUAGUGCUCCUUCCUCAGACCCUGACCUGCCGCCAACUGCAGUAGAUGACAUAGCUAUCCUGCCGUCAACUAAGCACCCCAACAUCACUGCCUCACAAAAGCCUCCAAUGCCAAACUCACGAGCAGUAGAUGCCUCUGCGGCCCCUCCCCCGCCCCCCAUUCCAGGUGCCCCGCAUGCUCCUCCAUCCUCCCAGCCAGAGCCUCCUUGUGCCCCACCUCCAGGACCUAACACUGGAGAAGCGACCAAACCCUCCCUCAUCACCACAUCACCAUACGGGAAGAUGGUGGUGGUACGCUCUGACCUGCCCCUCCCAAGCCCUGAGGAGGAGGUGAGGAUUGCCUUCACGGCAGCCAAGGAUUGGGGUUUCCUAACGGAGGGCGAGGACACCCUCUCGGUGUACACCCAGCUGCGACCAGUCAUCCAGCAGGGACCUCAGUGUGGGCUGGUGGCACUGAGCAUGGCUUCACAAGUGUUCCCGCAGACAGUGGAAGUGGAGGAACUGCUGGCGGCAGGGCGGGCACAAGGCAUCACUCAGCACGGUGAGAUGUUCAGUGCAACAAAGCUGGCAAGGCUGGCAGAGAAAACAGUAUCAGGGCUGCAGGCAGAGGUGAGGCGGGAUGUACUAAGCAGCCCUGCCACCCUCCUUCAGCUGCUACUACAGGGUGAUCUUGUGCUGGUCCCGUACGAUGCGGAGAGAAACCAUCAGCCAGGCCUGAAGGGAGGGCACAAGGCCCACUGGGGAGUAGUGUGUGGGUGUCUGAUUCAAAGCCCUGCCCUCACUUACCCCACUACAUCUGCCAAACUAGAUUCCCACGUGGAUCAGUUAUGGCAUCUGCGACCUCGCAGCAGGGCAGGACGGAGCAGGAGUGUUACCCCUUGUACUCCCACACUACCAGGCUGUUCCAGGACAGGGCAGCGAAGCCUCAGGACACCGGAUGGAGCAAGUGGUAGAGAAGGAACACCUUUCAGCGUGAGCUGCAGUCGUGUUAACACACCAAUGUUGGUUGAUUUGCGGAAUGAUGAGGAGCUGAAAUUAGUGCCACUGUGGCGACAAGGCAAGAGUCGCAAGGUGGUGGCAGCACCUUUGGACCAACUAUGUGAAAGUAAUGACCAGCUAAUCUCCUACCCCUCCCCUUCCACCCCACAUGAAGCAGAGUUUGUGGUCGAGUCUGUCCAGGAUGGGCUGGCAGGUCAAGUGGUGGUGUUACACAAAACCAAAGUGGCACUGUCAGACCUUGUAGGCCUCCUGCAAGAUAAGUAAUUUUGUUGACAUUUAACCUCACUACAAACAUGAUAACCUUUACAAUGUUCUCUGUACUGAAAAAGCCUAUCUGAAGUCUUCCAUGUUCACUAGAUAGUUAUUACAGUCUGUGCACUCCUGUGUGACCUGAAGAUAAAAAAAUAACACAUGGUUGACUGCCUUACUGUUCAUCUAAUGACUAAUAUGCUUUCCAGCAUCACUGAUAAAAUUUUGCUUUUG